This is a messenger RNA of Tigriopus californicus, 719 nucleotides long. RefSeq lists its product as uncharacterized. Gene Ontology annotation, biological process: signal transduction. Bases 16 to 711 code for a protein of 231 amino acids. NCBI's taxonomy places the organism in Eukaryota, Metazoa, Arthropoda, Copepoda, Harpacticoida, Harpacticidae. The transcript is spliced from 2 exons. The record is from RefSeq and is a predicted model, not a curated record.
CAGUUCUAGCUCAACAUGCUUCAGUAUAGGAAACAAUUCCUUGACUCAGAUCUUAAAGAUGACCACAUCUUGGACUACAUUGCCGUGUUCAAUCGGAGGUUAACUAAACGCCUCAACCUAUGCAAAAUCCAGGCCGACGAAAUCAAACACGACCAGGGCAGAGAAAAUGUUCUCUCAGGAGGGGUUCGGAUCAAUUUUCGGCUUCUAAAUCCGGUACUGGUGAAGAACUCCAUGGUUGUGGGUGAUAAUGAGGAUGUGAUCAUCACACAAUUCAAAUUUUCUACCAAGUGUAUCUUGGUUCUACCCGCUACCAAUCAGGAAACAUGCGGUGAUUUACUUGAGAAGGUUAUCGAUCUGUUUCAUAUCCUCAUUGUCCCAGAUCAGACCAACUCUCUCAUGUCAAAGACACAUCCACUGCUAUUCUACGAGCGCGAAUUGUCAUUGACUCAACAAGACAUUUUCUACCGACAACUUGAAGCGCACGAAAUCCCGUUAAAUCUAACCAUUCUCUGGAGCUUGAAUCAAGAGCGCAAAUCUCUAGUUAUCACAGAUCAUAAUCCUAAUUUGGAACAUUUUGCAAGAUUCUCCAUGGAACAACUGCAAGAUAAACUCGAGAGUCUGCAAAUCGAGGAGAAUGAAGCCAUUGCUCGAGUUCGCUCGAGCUACGAGAUCCAACGUGCGGCCAUAGACGAACUCUUGAAUAAACGAUAGGCGAUAAA